This is a messenger RNA of Calypte anna (Anna's hummingbird), 3363 nucleotides long. RefSeq names its product tripartite motif containing 59 (gene TRIM59). Gene Ontology annotation, molecular function: zinc ion binding. Gene Ontology annotation, cellular component: intraciliary transport particle B; cilium; centrosome. Lineage: Eukaryota; Metazoa; Chordata; Aves; Apodiformes; Trochilidae. The transcript has 2 exons. Gene Ontology annotation, biological process: cilium assembly. Bases 172 to 1503 code for a protein of 443 amino acids. The record is from RefSeq and is a predicted model, not a curated record.
UUUGCUGCCAGAACAACUUGGCAUUUAAAAAAAAACAGAAAAUAUCUGGAUGGUGUGUUUUAAGAUUCCAAGCACCCUAAAGUGAAAUCAGCAAUCAGUAUGAAAUCAGUAAACCAGUUUUCAAGUAAAAUAAAAAUUCUCUUCCCUGCAUAACCAGGGCCCUGCUCUGACAUGGUUUCAAAAGCUGAAGGAAAUCAGUGGAUGUGCUACAAAGAAAAGUGGGGACUUGCUUUCUGCUUGCAAGUGAAGAAAUGGGACAUGCAUCACCUGGAGGAAGAGCUGACAUGUUCCAUUUGCUACAGCAUAUUUGAAGAUCCCCGUGUCCUGCCUUGUUCCCACACUUUCUGUAGGAAUUGCCUGGACGGUGUUCUUGGCGUGUCCAUCAACGUCUCCAUCUGGAGAUCCUUGAGGCUUCCUCUCAAGUGCCCAAACUGCAGGACUCUUGUUGAAAUCCCUGCUGCUGGUCCUGAAGCUUUGCCUGUCAACUUUGCCUUGAAAGCCAUCAUUGAAAAAUACCACCAGGAAGAUCACUCAGAUGUUGCAACCUGCAGUGAACACCACAGGCAACCCCUGAACGUUUACUGUCUGCUGGACAGAAAGUUGGUGUGUGGCCACUGCCUUACCAUAGGGAAACACAACGGGCACCCCAUAGAUGACCUCCAAAGUGCCUACAAAAAAGAAAAGGAGACUUCUGGAAAGCUUCUGGAGCAGCUGACAGAUAAACACUGGACGGAUGUGUGUUUGCUGAUUGAAAAGCUGGAAGAGCAGAAGUCCCAGUGUGAAAGCAUUGUGCAGGAUGAUAGAAAAGUACUAGUGCAGUAUUUUUGGAAACUUUUUGAUACAUUGGAGCACAAAAAACAAGCGCUGCUGACUGCUCUGGAUGAAACUAACAGCCACAUUUUAGAAGAAUAUGAGCCUCUCAUUGAGAAGUUGAAAAAAAUCAGGGAAGAGCAGCUGGAAUUAAUGUCACUGAAUACUUCUGUUCAAAAAGAGGAGUCUCCCCUUGUUUUCCUUGAGAAGGUGAAUGAUCUGCAGCAACGGAUAACGGCUCUGAAACAGAAGCAACUGCCAGAGGUCAAGCCCAUGGAGAUUUACCCAAGGAUUGGGAACCUCUUGAAAGAUGUGUGGUCUAAAACUGAAAUUGGGCAGAUCAACAAGAUCCUCACUCCAAAAAUAAAACUGAUUGCAAAAAGGAAGUUACACAACAAAGGCAGUAGAAAGGAAGAAAGAGAAUCUAAAGAACUCCAUCAGGCUGUAAAUCCUUUAGCAGGCCUGCUUCUUUUUAUAAUAAUAAUGGUAACUGUGAUUUCAUUUCACAAACAGGCAGCAUCAGUUGUACUCCAAGCUACUCCUGCUUAUAUCUCAGAAUUCUUGCUCCUUAUUUAUCAAGAUUUUUGCACCCAUUUGCAGAAUGUAGUGGAUGUGGUGUGCCAUACAGUUAAUUCACUGAUGGAGUUUCUAGGGAGAAUUGUUUCUCUCUUCCUCUUACAACAUUUCAAUUAAAAGUUAGUGUAGGAAUCCCCAGGGUAUUUUAGUUUGAGUUCUACUUAAAAGCCUGGUGAAGUUCUUCUACUUUUCCUUUCAAUUUACAUAUCUUUCCAUUUCCUGUAUUGUGUUGGUUUUCUCUUAGCUAACUCUCAGUUAACUGAGAAGAUUUCCAAGAGAAGAAUCUGGUCACAUAAUCUGGCAGGUAGGUAGGUGUUUGUCAGAAAGUGGAAGAUACAAUCAGUUUACAAAUUAUUGCCUGGAGUCCCAUUUAUAAAAACUCCUCCAGCAAUCUAAUACAUUUUUUCUUUUUGGUAACAUAAUUUUUAAAUUCUUUUUUUUUUUUUUUUUUUUUUUUUUAAACAAAAGCACUACAAAAUUAAAGGUUAAAAAACCAAAGUGGCUGCUUCUGGACAGGGCAGUCCCUAGCUCUGGUAUACAAAAAACCUCCAAUUUUGUGUUUUACUGACCUCUAAGUGAAGUUUAACCCAGACACCAGUGGGCUUUAGAGCUUCUAUUCCUGGCCCUGGUUUUCAUUUUGUUACAGUUUGAUGACAUGAUUUCAUAUUUAUUUUUUCAAAGUUUAAUAACUUUGUGUCUUCAAUUCAGAUGGUUCUCUGCACUCCACAGAGCAGUGUCUGUAGGAGGUCAGGUGAAAUCCUGUGCCAGCUCUGCACGAGUUGGGUGUCAGUCCAGUCUGGCAGGGAGCUCUCACUGCUUACUAAAAUAAGCCCUGGACUUUUUGCUAAAUCAUUUUAAUAUGUAGUGAAAAUCCAUACAUGUUGGAGUGAGUGGCAGAGCUCCCUCUGAACUUAGUGGUACAGGGAUUUCAGAUGUUGUCAAGUGUCCUAAAAACAGCUUGACAAUGAAUGUAAAUUUAUAUUGAGUUUUUCUUACAAAAAGAGGAGAUCUUGACCUUGACAUAGAGGAGACAUGAUAGAAUUUUAAUCUGCACUCCAGUGAUCACACAAACACUGUUCAGUUCUUAUCACUGAACAAUUUAGCUACUCCAGGAGUGCUCAGGAGUGGAAUCCCCAGUAAAAGCUGUUGCAGUCCUGUGGUUGUGACCAGGCUGAUUGCAGGGAGUGUUGGGACCCCCUGCAAGUGUUGUAGUUCCACACAGUUGAGUUUACAACCCAAAAAUGAGUAUUCACCAUGUCUGCUUGUGUAUGACUUGAGAAAAAUAACAGCAUAUCCUGGCCCUUGUGCAAACCAAAACAGCUUUGCAGGCAUAAGGGCAAAAUCUUUGCUGCUUCAGGGAGAGCUGAGAGGGAGCCCAGUCCUCAGCUGUGAUGCUGGGAGAUUCCUCAAGCCUGAAUAAACUCCUAAUAACAAUCCUGAUGUCCUGAUGGUGUUGUAAUGUUACACCCCCAAGCUGAGCCAGGCAGCUCCUGUGCACUCCCCCCCUGCAGCAGUGCUCAGGGGGAGUGGGUUUGAAGAAUUUCUCUGUGUGUUUUCUGUAAUCUGUUAGAAUGACAAAGGCAAAUCCCCUGAAUGCCACUGGUCAGGCUCUGAAAUGGUGUUGAGGUGUGUCCUGGGAGUGGAUAAAUGCUGAUGCAGUCAUUCCUUGGUAUAACUGGGGGUUUGGUUUUCUCUUAAGCCCUGCUAAGAAGACUGUCUCUUGGCACACAAGUCUCUCACAACCCGAUGCCAAGUGUUUGUCCACCACCACAAGAGCCUGGGUUUUUUUUGACUUACCUUUUUAUUUUCCUGAUUUCUAAAAACCUUACCAGUUUAUAAUGCAGGUUUAUUUUUCAAGACUACAGUUUAUAAACUGCCUUUAUUUAUCACCGAUUGCAGCCUUUAGUACUUGUACUUGUAAGGCACUGUAUAUUUUAAUACCUUUGAAUACAAAUAAAAUCUAUUCUUACAGUAGGA